UUUCCAGAUUUUUUAUUCAGUUCUUGUUCCUGCAACCACUGGCUCAGCGUCAAAAUGGAGAGGCUCAUUAUAAUGGGUUAAUGGAUCCCAUAUGCAGUGAAUUUUUCAAAGUGCAAUAGGCUAGAAAUGGUGAUACAGAGAAUACAUCCUGAUGCCGCCCCUCCGGAUGCCAUCCGUUUGACAGAGUCUGAGGCUUUUCUUGUCCAACGCCAGUUUCUCUGGGACUAUAGCCCCAAGAGUGAUGUGUGGGCAAUCCGUAUUGGUCCAGCCCUUACUGGUGGAACAGCUGCUGCGACUGGCCUGAUCAUCAACAACCUAUACCGCCGGUUCUUGCGCCUGGGACAUCAAGGCCGGUUCGCUUCUUAUGCUCCGGUGACUGUUGCAUCAGGUCUUGCUGCAGCUGGGCUUCAUUACUUUUUGGUGAUGAAGGAUAUUGUCCUUGAGAAGCCAUAUUGUGUAGUGUGUUUGGAGACAAGGUCUACAUCAUUGCAGGUGGCUGCUGGGUUCCUGUAUCCACUCAUCUUAUGCCCCUUCUCAGCUCUCAGGUUGGCUCAUGGGUAUCAAACGUACCCAGUUCCACGCAUGUGGGACGAUUGGGGGGAAGUUACGCGACUGUGGAAGAAAUUCUCUAGGCCCUCCAUCCCCUUGUUCACCUUCCUCUUCUUUGCCAAUGCUAUUGUUGGCUUGAGUCUCCCCUAUUUCCAGGCCAAAAACAUGGAGAAGGUGGCAGAGACAACCCAGAAGGUGGUGGAACGAUUUGACCAAAGGUUAGCUGAUGCCACUCUUGCACCUUCCAAAGAGCCCCGCCUCUUACGGGAGUCUAAACGUUAUGUUCCCUCGAGUUGACACGAGUCUCCAGUUUCUAUCACCUAAUCGCAGUUUUGCCAUAUUGUUAGUCUGUGUAGUUCAGUGUACAUGGAGGAAGUGAUGUUGUGAGUCUGUUGAGUAUAUGUGAAGGAAAUGAAGACAACUGUGCUUUUUCCUGCCAUUGUGGUACUUUGCCUGAUGAAGCCUUUAUGAAUUACUUCCCCACCAA
Darwinula stevensoni is the source of this 1036-nucleotide messenger RNA. NCBI's taxonomy places the organism in Eukaryota, Metazoa, Arthropoda, Ostracoda, Podocopida, Darwinulidae. The record is from the annotation of a GenBank genome assembly.